CGAUUGAUAUUGUUGCAAUCUUUUCCAUGAUUUUAUACAAGAGAUUUCACUGGGAAUUCGCGAAGAUUUCCCUUUUCUAUAAAGUGAAAAAUGAGAAUAUGUGUCAUGGGAGUUCAACUACUGCACAARAAGAAGAAGAAAUCUAGAGCAAAAGGAGAACCAUCUUCAAUUCCAAGAAAACCUUUUUUGAAAAAGUGCACGAUGGAAAAAACACCGAGGGCUACGUCGUCACUUUCGUCCAAAGAUGAAAAUAAUUCGACACUACAAACAGAGAAUACAGAGUACAAUGAAACAAGCUCUUUGAGCAGUUGUAUUACUGAAUUUGAGACUUUUGCAGAUGAAGUGAAAGAUGGGGUUCCAGAGGUUGAUUUCAGAGGUCGUGUUAACAGGGAGAGGUCUAAGUCUGCCGAUGACACAAGAGAUGAUAUAUCUGUUGAGUGCUCAUCUCAGCUGUCUGUGAGAUCAGAAAAGCAUUCAGGCUUCAUUAGGACUCUUCUCUCUUCUCGCACUCCUUAUGAUGAAUUCCACAGACUCUUUAAAAAUGUUCCAAAAGAUCAAUUCCCUAUUAACGAUUUCUCUUGUGCCUUAAGCCGUGAUAUCCUACUACAAGGUCGUCUUUAUAUUAGUCAAGGAUGGUUUUGCUUCUAUUCGAAUAUCUUUGGCUGGGAAACACAAGUUACUAUUGACUGUAGUAAAAUACAAUCAAUAACAAGAGAGAAAACUGCUUAUGUUGUACCUAAUGCUAUUCUAAUAUCUACUUUUGAUGAUAAGCAUUUUUUCUCAUCUUUUCUAUCACGAGAGAGUGUAUACAAACUACUUAUUCAGGUCUGGGAAGAUGUAGUGGCUAAAACACAAGAACCAUCAGAAGAAGACUUGCUAGAUAAUUUACCAUUCCACGAAUUAGAUGAAGAACUCGACAACAAUAACAUCGACAUUGCUGACACUAGUUUUGAUGGUAUCGAGCCAAUUGGUUAUGCUGUCAAUGAGAACAAAUUCAGCUCAGACAGUGGUUUUUAUGACUGCCAAGCACCAGGGAUUUUAUCAGCAGACCUCGAAACAGAUCCCCAAAGCAUGAUGUCAUUUGAUCCAACUCUAGAGGAAGAGAUCAACCACAGUUCAUCUAAGUUGCCGUCAUGGGCCAAAAUAGCUUUGUGUGCUGCGUCAAUAGCAGAGAUGACAUUCUCUUAUUUCCAAGUAACAUACCAACUUCUACGAAGACUUUCAAAACAGCAACUAUUCAUCUUAUUCACGUCAAUAAUAAUUAUCACCUUAAUGUGCUGUAGUGCUUUUCUAUUAUACCGUCUGGCUGUGUUGGAGCCAUUAGUCUUUACAAAACCUCCCAUUAGUAAAGCCUAUGUCAGUCAGAAGUCUGUACAUCAAAUCUUAAAAUUAAGAAAAGAAGUUUAUGAUGCAGAAGUAAUGAGAGUUCAGAAAAUAGUAUCAGCUAAUCUAGAAGCAAUUUCACAGAUAAGUGAAACACUUAAGAUGCUCCAAGAAGACUUAGCAAACCAACUUCAUCGAAACUGCACAGUGAUUGACAAAAAUGUGUGCGUUAAUCUCUGAGAUGUUUUGACAACAUGAGAACAGUCUUACAGAAAGUAGAUUUAAAACCAAAAACCAAUUCUUCUAAACAACURCAAAACGUAGCCUUGUCAGUAACCACUAAAGAUGAUGUAUAGUUAUGAGUAUAAAGUUGUCGUUGUAAUGAUUUUUAAUAUCACCUUUGUCUUUCUAUAGCACUAUAUGCUACUGUUUGUACAUAUAAACUAAGAAAAUUACUAUAUUUAUGAAGUCAAAGUAUUUAAGAUAUAUUUUGCAUUUCGAGUACCUUAAUAUGCAUCUAAUUUAAAUAUUGUGACACAGUUUGUAACUAGAAGAUAAAGAGUUUUAUUACAUAACUGUUAUAGUGUCAUCUGCAGUUGUAUUUGAAUGUCAAGUCGUUGAGAAUGGCACUGUUAAAAAACACCUUAACAUAUAACAUUCAAUAGUUGUUAUAAGAGAUAAACAAUAAUGAAUCUUUUAUUGCCAUAUAUAGUGAUCCAGCAUAAAAACCUUCAAGGUUUUCCUUAAAACCAAAAAAAAAUAUUUGGAUAAUAACUAAAAAUUAUAAUAUUUCAAUAAAAUCAUUGCAUGAAGGCAAUUCUUAUACUAAAAAUUAAAUUUCCUUAUAUAUUAAUAUAAUAUUAAUGCU
Exaiptasia diaphana is the source of this 2191-nucleotide messenger RNA. RefSeq names its product GRAM domain-containing protein 2A. The transcript is spliced from 15 exons. Gene Ontology annotation, cellular component: endoplasmic reticulum membrane; plasma membrane; endoplasmic reticulum-plasma membrane contact site. Gene Ontology annotation, molecular function: sterol binding; sterol transfer activity. NCBI's taxonomy places the organism in Eukaryota, Metazoa, Cnidaria, Anthozoa, Actiniaria, Aiptasiidae. The coding region runs from base 91 to 1563 and encodes 490 amino acids. Gene Ontology annotation, biological process: intracellular sterol transport. The record is from RefSeq and is a predicted model, not a curated record.